Messenger RNA from Aphanomyces invadans, 3106 nucleotides. RefSeq lists its product as hypothetical. Gene Ontology annotation, biological process: phosphatidylinositol dephosphorylation. The transcript is spliced from 4 exons. NCBI's taxonomy places the organism in Eukaryota, Oomycota, Saprolegniomycetes, Saprolegniales, Verrucalvaceae. Gene Ontology annotation, molecular function: phosphatase activity. The record is from RefSeq and is a predicted model, not a curated record. The coding region runs from base 81 to 3035 and encodes 984 amino acids.
GAUUUCUUACGCUUGUCGUAAAACCGAUACCGCGGCGUGCGAGACCGAGACGUCACCCCGGCGGCGGCGUGGCGAGGAUCAUGAGCACGCAUGACCUCCAAGACAAGAUGCAGAAAAUGAGGAUGCAGCAGCAGAAAAUCGACUACGUUGUCCCGAAAGCGUCAACGUCCAUGUACCCACCGACGUCGUCUUCCAGUCGGACGAGCAACGGCACGCCUUCCCAUGGCCAAGGAGGUGGACUUUAUCACUCGGGGAUCCCUGUCGGCCAACGUGGGAGCAACACGAACUUGUAUGCGCAAGAAAGAAUCACGAGCCCACAUCGAACUGGCGGAAUGACGUACCUGCCACAACGUGGAAGCAGUCAAGACCUUUACCAACUCUGUGGAUCGGCAGCAGGGACACCGUCCAGUGGUGGUGGAGGCCGAGACUUAAUCGCGGCAGCGGCAGCGGCGUCCCAAAAGAAUCGUCAGACUCGUGGACGUCCCGGGUCGGGGUCACCGCUCGCGUCGCAUCCGUUCAACGAAGUAGCGUACUACAAGUCGACUGACGCGGCUGCGAUGUUGCGGAAAAACUUGAGCUGGAACAGCGUCGACUCUUUGGAGCACCAUGCCCGUCCCAUGCACUACGAAGAUCCAACUUCGACGAUUCGCCUCCCACGCAGCACAUCCCAACCCCAGGCGCCAGUGUCUUCGUCGCCCCACCCGCCCAACCUCGUGCACGUCGCGUCGGGGACAUUCCAAUCGACGCAAUUCAUGGAACAAAUGAACUUUGAUGACUUAGACGAAGACGACAGUAGCUCCAUCGGGUACAUGGACGAUUACGAGCAGCAGCAAGGUGUGUCCAUCACGACCGGGUUCAUGGGUGGCCAACGGUUCGACGAUGACGACGACGACCAGAUCGAUGAUAGCUGUCGUAGCGACGUAUCGUCACGCAAUGUUCAAGCUGCCCCAACUUUGUCCACGUUGCCGGCGCCGGCCCCUUACCUGUUUGCCCCUCCACCUCGAUCGACUCCCUCGUACGCCGACGACCGAAGGGUCCCAGUUUCCCCACCCAAGGACAUGGUGCGCCAGGACCAGCUCCAUCAUGGUAACGUAACAGGGCCAUACAUGGCGACAGCACUGUACUCGCCUCCACAGUACCAAGUCCCGAUGCCCCAUCGGUAUCCACCUCGUUCCGCGAUCCCCACGUCGCCUUCUUCCUAUAAACCCUACCACACCAAGCCGUCGUCGUCGCCGCCCGUUCCUGGUCCGUCGGUUCAAGCCCCAUCCACGACGACUCCCGCAUCGUCGGGACGCAAGCCACAACUGCACCAUGCACACUCAGAGAACGCCAAGUACGAGUACUCGGCCGCGGGGACCCGCCAAGAAGGCGACAUUUCGAUUUGGAUUGGAACAUGGAACCUUGGUGCCGCCGAUCCAUUCAGCGACUCGCGGGGUCUCAUGGACGAUGCCGACACCUCCCGCAUGGUGCGGCAUCUCGUUCCCGUCGGGUACGACUUGUACGUGUUGGGGGUCCAAGAAGGCGUGAACGAGAACGUUUACUUUGCCAUUCAAGCAUACUUGAAUCGGAAUCCGCAGUUGCUGCGAUACCAGCGCAAGGAACUCCGGAACGAUAAAGUCGUGCUGCCCAACAAACAAGCGCCCGUCGACGCCGUGUUCGACGCGGUCCGCGGCCGCGGCGACGGUGCGUUCAUGGGCACCAAGUUUACGGGCAUGGCGGUCUUUUGCGGGGAGCAUGUCUCGGCAGACGUCCAAGUGCUGCGUGCGGGGCUGCACAAGUUCAACAUUGCGUCGGGUUCAAAGGGCGGGGUCGCCGUCGCGCUCAAGGUCAAGCACACGACUCUGUGCUUCAUCAACUGCCACCUGGACGCGCGCAACGAUACAUACCGCCGGGAACAGAUCCGACUUCUCAACACGAACUUGGGCAAAGUCAUGGGGCAUCCAUACUUUGACCUGACACAGCAAUUUCACCAUAUUGUGUGGAUGGGAGACCUCAACUACCGCAUUGUCAAGAUGGAUGCGUCCGAGGUGUGUCGACUCUUGAGUGAAGACCGGAUCGAGGAGCUCCACGAGCGCGGCGAUGGUCUCUUGAACGACCGCAAGCAAGGCAUCUUUGAAGGCUUCAAAGAGCCCGACAAAUUUCACAACUUUUACCCGACGUACAAAAAGUUUCCGCUCCGGGGAAAUGUCGACAUGCACGAUCCAAACUGGCCCGAGCGCGUCUACCGCGUGCUGUACAAGGAGCCAUUCUACAAAGGCGGUCAAGUCAAGAAGCGUGUGCCUGGGUGGUGCGAUCGCAUCUUGGUCUACUCGACGCCAAUGCGAAAUUCCGAUCUCGUCGCGGAGAAGGUCCCGUGCCCGUUCAUGCAAGGCCGAUGGGUGGACAACUACCAGAGCAUUAACGACGGAGUGGGGAUGGAUGUGUCGGACCAUAGCCCCGUCACUUGCACCAUGCUGCUCAAAUUCGUGCGGCCGUCCAUGGCCGGCAUCCGUGGCGACAAGGGGCUGUCGCUUCCUGGGGUCCCAGACGGAGUGAGUUCGUACACCGAUCUGCGCCCAAACGUCCGUCUGCAAGGCCCGUCCUACGGCGGUGGCCCCCACGGACCGAUCACAACCGUGCUCACCCUGUUCAACAUGGUUGUCACGUGGGGCAGCCAUUCCCACGUCCCAAAAAAGACGCGGGUCGUGGCGCCGCUCAUGGGCGAAGACGAUUUGAAUCGACAGACCGAAGCCACGGGCGAACGCAACAUUUCCAUCACGAACGUUGCAACACUCAGCCUCAACGUCAAACUGCACCACGAGCGAAGUCUCCAGGACUUGCACAUGCUCGUGUGGGUGCGCCACGAAAGUGUCGUCGGUCACUGCGUCGUAUCGCUCAAGCGCGUCGCCGAUCUCCACAUCGACGGUACGGACGAGGCCCGGUACAAGGCCAGUCUGUACUUCAACGCGUCGCCCGUCACGAUGGACGGCGUCCCAGUGAAGCUGAUCUUUUCUGUGAAACCGAGCAACCUCCACGGCAUCAAGAUCAUGCACUAGCGUAGAUGCCCCCCCCCUCAUGGACAAAGCCGCAUUGUCCUCGUGUAAACGAUCACUCCUUUGUACCCUUC